GGACUCCUGAAAUCUAUGGAGCUUCAAUUGUGCCCUGCAACAAUCUCUCCUGGCACCUACGCCGUUCCAGUACCUGUGGUGCUUUUCUAUCCUCCCAACGGUCGGAGCCCGUUGGUUUUUUUCUUUCUUUCUUCACACCGCGGGGGCUGUCUCUGAGCCACGUCCUCUUCCCCUCCGUUUGUCUCGAGGAGAAAAGAAAACAAUUGCACUCUCCGCGACGAUAUCCCUAGAUUCAAAGGCUCCAGGGCUGUCUGGAGCUCGCCAUUGGUUCUGGGUUGAAUUGCUGGAGGAUUGAUAUCCAAGCUCACACGACUGAAUUGCUCAGGCUUAACCUCCCUGCCACCUUUGAACCGACAGCAUGGGUCCCUCACUCAGAGGUCAUACCUCAAUGACUUCAAUGGCUGCUCGACCUCAGACCCGCGAUACAAAUCGCCCUGCUACCCGAGAACAGCAAGUUGACAAUGCCAUGGUUCCCAGCCGAACCUCAUCUCUCCACUCACGAAUCACCCAACCUCUCCCCUCGACCCUCGCAAAGUCGAACAAUCGACCGACUCCAAAGACAUUGACCCAUGCCUACAUGGUCUGUGGCGUGGGAAGGGAGCCGUCGCAAUGGGUCAAAGCACCACCUCCAUCCCACGGCAAGAUUCAACAUAUGAAGGGAGCUGUGGGCCAGUUCUGGCUUCCCGAGAUCUUGGGGAGCAGCCCCAGGCUGGAGAGUGACAAUGAAAUUGCAAGAGCUCUGCACAGUGCCAUGAGGGCGUGCUUUCCACAUGAUGUCGAGAUCUGCACUGGCAGAAGUCAGCCACAUUGCGUUCAUCACUCUUUCGUCCUCCAGCAAGAUUCUCAACACACCUUGUACGGUAUUGCUCUGCGAGUUUGGUCACGAGCCGAUGAGAAACGAGCCGAAACCAUUCGCGACCUUCGCCGCAAGACCGAAUCCGAUUACAGAGAUGUCGCCGAUGAGACCUACUGGAUUCCCUACUGCCUGAGCUUUCUUUCCAGAUAUCCUCUCUACAACCUCCUGGGCGACUACCUGCGAGGAAUGUGGAUUCACUGGAACAAGGCCACCAACCUGUUUCACGCCGAGGAGGUUUCCAGAAUCCUCAGCUUCCCUGCUCCACGACUGAAUGACCUUGUACGGAUCGAUAUGAAAGAUUAUGCCCUCUGCUACCAAUUCCCGUCCUCGCCCACCGGAUUCCAGAACUUCAACAUGUGGCCGCUCUUCUGCUGUUUGAGCAUUCCCAAUAUUGUAGGCCUCAUCGAGGCCUCUGUCUCGCCUACUCGCCGUAUCAUUCUCACCAGCCACCACCCAGCCAUGCUCACAAUCGCAGCCGAAACCAUCAGAUUCUGUGUUCGCGUAUACGAAUGGAGCGGCCUGUAUGUGCCCGUUGUCCAUGCUCGCAAUGCCAGCGAAAUGGUGCAAGAGCCUGGACCAUAUAUCUUGGGCAUCACCACUGAAUGUCGAUCUCUCUUCCAGCCUCCCAAGGAUGCUCUCCUGGUGGACCUGGACCGGAAUCUCGUCAUCACGGAUCAUCCACCGAACAUUUUGACCGCUGGCCAACGCACCAAGAUGAUCAACCGUCUGACACAAGCCUUGAACAGCGACGUUGAGAUAAGCGGUGUCCCCCAGCAUCUCAAGUCUGCCUAUGGAGGUGGCAAGCUCAUCCCCGCCGGACAAAUCAUUGUUCUGCGCGGUGAGGUGGAAAGUGUUCAGGACCCCUCAUGGUGGAACCAGGACGCUGUGAUGGCAGUCAUGGACCAUGUCUGCGAGAAGCUUGGCCGCAAUACUGGUGUCAAGGCCAUCUUUGGCGGUACCAUGAAGAAACCCCUGAUGACCAAGAUCUCAAUGAGACACAUGAAUGAGAUUGUUCGAGAACGUAACCAAUAUUCGAGAGACGCACUUGAAGCAUGGCAGGACUUCAUCAACCUGAAGGGCCGCAUGGACACAGAGCUUGCCAAGGUUGCAAAGAGGAAUAACUACCUUGAGCAAGAAGUUGAGACAUGGAAGUUGCAGUUCCAGAAAUUCCAAGCCUUCGUCGAGUCUCUCAACAAGGAGCUGGCAGAGCUUCGUGUCAAGAUUGAGUCUCACAAGCGCGAGAACCGCAGACUUACCGGCCUUAUCGACCAACAGAAGGAUGAUGCUGCCCGUCUUGCUCUCCGUCUGUCUGGCACUGAGAGACAGCGUGACAACGCCUUAGAGGCGUUGGUGCUCCAGCAAGGCAUUGCCGAAGACCUUGAGAAAGAACGUGCUCGCAAUCGCAAGGAGAUCGCGGCUCUGCAACAUACGAAUCAGACGCUGCAGAGACAACGUGAUGAAGCUCAGCGCGUCGUUCUCCACCUCCGAUCGCUCAUCACCGGCCAAACGCACCAUAUGGAACACAUUGUCCGCUCCAUUGGAUCAGCUUCCGAGUUGGCAGAGUACAUCAACGAAGGAUACGAAGAGGAGGAUGAAGAAGAGGGAGAAGGCGACCAAGAUGAAGAAGAACAAGAUGAGAUUGCUGAGGAUGGUGAUGAACUCAAGAACGCCAGGCCUAGCAAACGACCAUCGAGAUCUGGCUCCAUUGACGGCCAAGACGUCACGCCGCAAAUGGAAAACAAGCUCCUGGCUGCCAAUAAGAGAGCUAGCAAACGCUACUCAGAGCUCAGCAUGUCUGAUGUGGCCGAUCGUCAUCUCCGUGACAAGACUGAUGCCAUUGCUGAUAUCAUCCGCAACAUCAGUGAGCAGUGUGCCGCUGCUGUCGAGGGGCUUCAGCUCGCCAACGAAGCGGCUGAUGUCGAAGAGGACGAGCAGGCCGAGACGGACGAAGCCAGUAUGUCGGCCUCAACAGGCCAUGUUCGACAAGACAGCGAGAAUUUGUCUCCCGUCGAUCAUACUGCCAACGAUUCUCGCGCAGGCACAGGUCACUUGACCCCUCAGAGCGAACGAAGCUCGAUCCCCCCAACACCAGACUUGGUGCACCAACGUUCCAGCACUGCAUUGAGCAUGGCAAGCACGGCGCCAACAAACUACACGGCUCGCGAGUCGCUCAACCACAACACUCGAGGUCCUGACCGUACGAAGAUUGUUGAGGAUGAAGAUGCCGAGCGAGCCCACGCGAAUGUUGCCAGCAGUACUGGCAGCGUGAAAGGAGACUCGGUGUCCGAGGAAAAUGUCAAACCGCCUCCUGGCCGAGGUCCCGUUCUCAGCCGUGUCUUGGAGGCAUAGGGCACCAGACUGAAGAUCAUCAUUUUGCAUAACCAUGGAUUUGGAUUUGGAUCUGCAUCGAAUUUGGGAUGGCAAGGAGCUUUGGCGCAAUACCUCUUGGAAACUAAGCGGCACGAACAACAUGGUACCCCUUUGUUGUCGUCGUGUCGGGGCAAUAUGUUUGUCCUCGCUGUCCGACGUUCGACAUGUUCCGACUUUUGUUUCUUUGAAGGUUAAUCUGUAAUUCUGGUGCGGCUGCUACUGCUUACGGGCUUUUAUGGUGCGAGAUUGCUUUUUUUUGUUAUUUACCAGUUAUAUUCAUGACAACCCAGUUGGAUUGCCCAGUUCAGGCAUGACACUUGACUUUGAUGGCCUUGCAAGAGAGAAAAUAUUGACAUUGGAAAAAUGGAAACCAGAACAAAGUGUUUGAGGAUCUAGAUAUUGUACUGAAAACCCGUUGAAACAGGGAAGGUCGAGCAAACUAGGACAGAUCAGACCACAACAGAGAGGCAGAGUUCCAUCCGUAUCAACGUUUUGAAUAUUCGA
Molecule: messenger RNA, 3730 nt
Organism: Cladophialophora immunda
Lineage: Eukaryota; Fungi; Ascomycota; Eurotiomycetes; Chaetothyriales; Herpotrichiellaceae
Exons: 2
Coding region: 359-3205 (948 amino acids)
Biological process (GO): regulation of Rab protein signal transduction
Cellular component (GO): cytoplasmic vesicle
Source: RefSeq, a predicted model, not a curated record